This is a messenger RNA of Prosopis cineraria, 1988 nucleotides long. RefSeq names its product RNA pseudouridine synthase 2, chloroplastic-like. The record is from RefSeq and is a predicted model, not a curated record. Gene Ontology annotation, molecular function: RNA binding; pseudouridine synthase activity. The transcript is spliced from 4 exons. NCBI's taxonomy places the organism in Eukaryota, Viridiplantae, Streptophyta, Magnoliopsida, Fabales, Fabaceae. The coding region runs from base 1297 to 1779 and encodes 160 amino acids. Gene Ontology annotation, biological process: pseudouridine synthesis.
UCAACAGAGGAUGGGGGCAAUGAAGGAAAAGGAUGAUCCAAGUUUACUCCUGUACAUAUCGCGAUGCUUUCACAGCAAAAUCAUUUCGCACCUCACCGCCUCUCUCCUCUGAUUGGGGGUUGAAGUCAAAAGUUUCCUCGCAGUGUUGCAAGAACAGUUAGAUGCUAUUGUGCCUUCGACGGAGACGUAGAUUCCCAUGGAGAGCAAGAACCGGUCUUUGCGAAGAAGAUGAGUGACGCCGGAUUGCGGUUAGAGGAGACUGUCGACGUCGGUUGAGGAAAACUCAGGCUUUGGAUCUCUUCUUGCAUCAGUGGCAUAAGUGGGGCUUGUGUACAGUCAAGUAUUUGAACAGGCGUUCUUCAUGCCAACAGUCGUGUUGUUGAUAAGGCGAACCUCAAUGUUAAUGGAAACUCUGUUUGAAGUUUGUGCGUAGGAGCCUGAAUAUUUUAUUAUUUCUUUGUGUGUGUUUAUGCUUAGUAAUAACCAAUCAUCUUUUGACAUGUUGCUAAAGCAGGUCGAUGAGGGAAGUCUAUGUGUGAUUAAAUGACUUCAAUUGUGAAAUUUAUUGACUAAAAUGAUCACAAUUAGCUAGUUCAUGAAUCUGAGAUGUGUUGUGUCUUCAAAAUCCAUGAGAGUAUAUCUAAUAUUUGGAUUUGCCUCAUACAUUGAAUCUAACAGUUUCUUAGUGGAAUUAAUCUCCUUGUCGAAACUUUUCUGAUGAUGCUGGUGUUCAUAGUCGCACUUAGAAACUUGGAAGAAUUCAUCAUUACAUGGCACAUUACAUUCAAACAUGAAAUCAUCAGUAUUGUUUAAGCAUGCCCCUGUUUCAGUCUCUCAUUGUUGAUCAGUCAUUUCAUGAAUUGAAUCAUUGAAGAAGAGUGCUUUGAUGUCAAUUGUCAUGAUAAACAAAAUGAAUCUUAUCCCUAACAAUUUUUUUUUUUUUUGCAUAAAAUAACAUGGGGACUUUAUUUCUUGGUACCUGUAAAAAAUCUCUGGUAUUUUUCUUAAUUUCUACAAGGGCUUUCUAGAUAAGGGAUCUAGCUUAUGUCCUAUGAUUGUUUGAGCAGGCUUCUUUCAAUGUCAAGGGUGAUGAUAAGAUCAAUUGUUCGAUUUCAAAGUUAUAACAGUUGAGAGCUGAGCCAGAACAUAUGUUGUUGGAUAUUAUUUAUGAAGAUGAGUAUGUACUAGUAAUUAAUAAACCUACGCACAUGCUGAUUCCAAACCUAUAUCUUUUUAACAUCUGUAAAGCAUUAUUUACAAGGUAUUCUUUAUGCCAGAAGAGGUCAAAUUACUGACAUGAUCCAUUCUUCAACUUGGGAUGUGCAUCCAGCAGCUGGAAACACAUCUGCCACUCUUGUCAAUGGCAUUCUUUACCAUUACAACAAUCCCAAUGUUGAAAUUUCUGACAAGGAAUCUUUUUCAGAGAAAGGUCUUGUAAAAUGUUACAAUCACAUUCCAGCAUGUAUGGAGCAUCAGUCCGCCUCGGGAUUGUGCAUAGGCCGGACAAUGGCACUAGUGGAUUGCUUGUUGUGGCAAAGGCACACAAUAACUGAGAUACUUGCUAAAGGUGGUUGUGCAUUGCUUGAAUGGAAGCUAGAAACUGGGCGUACUCAUCAGAUACAUGCACACUCCAAGUAUCUGGGCAUUCCCCUGCUAGGUGACGAGGUGUAUGGAGGGAGGGGGAGCACGGCCCCAUCUCUACUUCAGCCCAGAACUCCAACGAACUUGAGUGGCAAAAUUGUACAAAUGGUGUCUUGGCAAAAUUGUACAAAGUUAUAACCCCUGUCUAGAUAGACCUUGCCUCCAUGCUUUUACUCUUGGGUUGCUGCAUCCCCAUUAGGAGAGCAGCUACACUUUUCAUGCCAACCUCCUGCAAACUUUGAUGAGAUUUUGAGCCAGCUUCGAACAAUUGGCUAUGAGAGGCUAUCUUUCUUGCAACCUUGAAUUUCAUGACGAGCAAUUUCAGUAAUUAAGUUUCACUACUUUAA